Dromiciops gliroides (monito del monte) is the source of this 474-nucleotide messenger RNA. RefSeq names its product coiled-coil domain containing 182 (gene CCDC182). The transcript has a single exon. The coding region runs from base 10 to 474 and encodes 154 amino acids. Lineage: Eukaryota; Metazoa; Chordata; Mammalia; Microbiotheria; Microbiotheriidae. The record is from RefSeq and is a predicted model, not a curated record.
GAAAAGAACAUGGAUCCCUUCUACCAGACAAGCCCCAUUUAUGUGAAGGUGAAUACCCUGCAAGGGAAGAAAAUGGUGGAGAGCGGUCUGCAGUCGGGAGACUUUUCCCUGCCCGAGUCCCUGUCCCCAUGUCUCCCCUCACAACCGGAUAUGGAGAACCUGCUGCAAAAAGUGACUGGGGUCCAGAGGGACCUGGAGGAUUUCAAACAGGAGACCCUGCAGGCCAUCCACCGACUGGAAGAUGCCUACUGUGAGAUGAGCAGGGUUCUGGCCGAGCAGGAAGAGCAGGCAGUGAGGGUGAAACAGCGACUGCGGGAGGAGGAGGACCGGGGCAUCGUGCGCAAUAAGGUCCUCACCUUCCUGCUCCCUAGGGAGAAGCAGCUGCGGGAGCACUGCAGAUGGCUAGAGCAUAUGUUGUUGAAGGGCGGAUGCUAUGAGGGACAGAGAGCUGCAAAGAAGAUCUCAGGGAACUGA